Messenger RNA from Acyrthosiphon pisum (pea aphid), 1374 nucleotides. Its product is annotated as neuferricin. The record is from RefSeq and is a predicted model, not a curated record. The transcript has 4 exons. Gene Ontology annotation, cellular component: endomembrane system; membrane. Bases 281 to 1093 code for a protein of 270 amino acids. NCBI's taxonomy places the organism in Eukaryota, Metazoa, Arthropoda, Insecta, Hemiptera, Aphididae.
AUAACUUGCUGCAUGCUUAUCAGUUAUCUCAAAGUGGCAGUCAAAUGUCAUAAGCACGGUUAUUAAGCAUAACCAUCAUGGCUACAUGAACAUUCAUGCGGCAUGGACUAAACUUUUAACGUGGUCAUAAUAUCAAUGUUUUAUGUGACAAAUUCAAUAUUUAAAUAUUAAGAUCGCUAUGGUUAUUACUUAUUACUUGUUACCUACUUAUUAGUUAUUAUUAUAAUCUUGUUUUAAAUAAAUCAUUGUUAACGCCUAACGAUAUUAAUUAUUAGUUAAUAUGGAGGGUUUUAAUUUAAAAAAUACUUUUUUCUCGUGUAUUACAAUUAUAGUAUUAAUAUUGUCUAUGCUCUUUUUCUAUGAGCCCGCUCAAAACUUACUGUGUAGCUUCGCGAUUUUUGAACGAUUCUUAAUUAACACACCGAGAGUGUGUUCUCUUUUCGAUACAACUCGAUUAAGUCGUUAUAAAGGUGUUGAUGGAGGCAAAAUAUAUUUAUCUAUUCUGGGUAUUGUAUUUGACGUGACAGAGGGUAGAAGAUUCUAUGGACCCGGUGGUUCGUAUAGUGGAUUUUCUGGUCGUGAUGCCAGUCGUUCAUUUAUAACUGGCUUAUUUGACGAAGAAAACCUAACUGAUCAUGUCAGUGAUAUGGAUCCAAAUGAUUUAAUAGGACUGGAUACUUGGAUCAAUACUUAUAAGAAAAAAUACAAAGAAAUUGGAAAAUUAAUUGGACGUUAUUAUGAUUCAUCUGGUAAAGAAACUGAUUACAGUAAAUUGGUGUUUGAAAAAAUACAAUCAAGUAAAAUGGCUAAAGUAGCUAAAAAUGAAGAAAUGGCACGAUAUCCAAGUUGUAAUAUAGAAUAUGUUCAAGAAAAUCAAAAAAGUAAAGUCUGGUGUACUAAAUUGAGUGGUGGCAUUCAAAGAAAUUGGAUUGGAGUACCUCGUAAAUUACAAUCAUUGGAUGAAAAUGGAAAAUUAUCUAUACGCUGUGCAUGUGUACAACUAGAUACUCUAAGUAAAACUGAACUAAUGCAUAUCAAUGAGUAUGAGGAUUGUGAUGUUAACGCGACAACUUGUUACGUCAAAAUUAGUUAACCUGAUUUGAUCUACUAAUAUGUGUCAUUUCUUGUUUUUGUUAUGCCAUAUUGCUAUUGUAGUAUCAUUCAAAUGCAAAAUGUUCUUUCUGUGAUAAACUCCCAUAUAGUAUCAAAAUCGUUAACCCCAGUGAACAAUAGGAAAAGUUAUAGUAUACCGUUGAAUGAUAUUGUUUAGAAUAAGUUUAAUUAAUGUGCCUACAAACUAUACUAUGUACCAAUUAUAUUAUGAUAUUUACAAUCUUUAUAUACAAAAAUAUUCCUAGGAAAAAGUUACUUAAU